CUCACGCAAACAGCACAAACACUCUCCUUUCCUCUCAGCAAAAUUUCAAAUCUCUCUCGAAACUUUGAAAAUGCUUGCAUUCAAACCUGAAGAGCAGUUACAGCUCGUUGAACGUGAAGAGAUCGAAGAUGAAGAUGACUUAUUCGAGGCUAUUGAUAAACUGAUCUCUCAUGGAAUCAAUGCUGGGGACGUGAAGAAGCUGCAAGAUGUAGGGAUCUACACCUGCAAUGGCUUGAUGAUGCACACGAAGAAGAACUUGACUGGGAUCAAAGGGCUAUCCGAAGCAAAAGUUGACAAGAUCUGUGAAGCAGCUGAGAAGAUAGUGAAUUUUGGCUAUAUUACUGGAAGUGAUGCUCUGCUCAAAAGGAAGCAGGUAGUUCGUAUCACAACUGGAAGCCAGGCACUGGAUGAACUUUUGGGAGGAGGGAUCGAAACUUCAGCAAUCACUGAAGCUUUUGGUGAAUUCAGAUCUGGAAAGACACAACUUGCUCAUACUCUCUGUGUCUCUACUCAGCUUCCUACUAGCAUGAAAGGAGGGAAUGGAAAGGUGGCUUACAUUGAUACUGAGGGAACGUUUCGGCCAGAUCGUCUUGUGCCCAUUGCUGAAAGAUUUGGAAUGGACGCAGGAGCUGUUCUUGACAAUAUCAUUUAUGCUCGUGCAUACACAUACGAACAUCAGUACAGCCUGCUUCUUGGUCUGGCAGCAAAAAUGGCUGAAGAGCCUUUCAGACUUCUGAUUGUUGACUCUGUGAUUGCUUUAUUUCGAGUGGAUUUCACUGGAAGAGGAGAACUUGCAGAACGUCAGCAAAAGUUGGCUCAGAUGCUGUCCCGAUUGAUAAAGAUAGCUGAGGAAUUUAAUGUUGCUGUUUACAUGACUAAUCAAGUUAUAGCUGAUCCAGGUGGAGGGGUGUUCAUAUCAGAUCCAAAGAAGCCAGCAGGAGGUCAUGUCCUUGCUCACGCAGCAACUAUAAGACUAAUGUUCAGGAAGGGCAAAGGAGAACAGCGUGUCUGCAAGGUGUUUGAUGCACCAAAUCUUCCAGAGGCCGAAGCAAUUUUUCAGAUAACACCAGGAGGAAUUGCAGAUGCUAAGGACUGAAGAUCAGCUGGGACUGCCUCUCUGCUGCAGCAGAGAGCUGCUUAUGCUUACAUUCCCGCUUUCGUAUUUUGAUGCUUACUUUUUAGUGUUAACUGUAAAUAUAUCAGUCUAGCAUAAAAAGAUGUUUGUAAACCACUGUUUUGUCACACUUAACGUGGUUGCACGUGGUGUUUUCACUAAUAUAGUUAGUUUCUUGCUCUUAGUCUAGUUAUCUUGUAUUAUCAUAGACGGUUUACAAAAUGUUGACAUGCAAUAGCAAUAAUAUUGGCAGUUCCGGUUAGCAUGCAAUUUUAGUCCCAAUACUUCAUCCGAUCAUCUAUGUUCACAAAUCCUCGGUUGUCCUCUGAUAUCUAACAACCUACCUUUUUGACAAGGCAAGUUGCUAUGUAGCCAGAGCCACUUUCCUGCCAAAGCAUACUGUGCAUAUAGUGUCAUGUGCUUAGUUUACCAUCUUUUAAGCAACGACUGUUUCUUUGGCCUUAGCCCAACUUUUGGGUAUGCUACAAUCUCAAUGCACAAGGGAACAGAUACCUGAACGCUGAUGUUUCUUAUUAGCAAGAAACAUUAGCCAGACAGCAUGGAUCUGAAACGUACCAAUAUUGGCUAAAGAAAACAUUUGUAAAUGGAAAAGGCAGGGUUAAAAGAAAACAGAAGCACCAAAUACACAUACUAAGAUAUAAGCAAACCUGUCUCAAGACAGAAGUUAUUUAAAGUAGACGUCUUCCGGCCAAGAAAAUGGCCUAAUUCCAGUAUACGACAUAGGGAAUCACGUUGCUCGGUAGCAAUAUGAAAUAUCUUUCCUCACCUUUUAACAUUUCUCUACGACCAUAAA
Molecule: messenger RNA, 1928 nt
Organism: Nicotiana tabacum (common tobacco)
Lineage: Eukaryota; Viridiplantae; Streptophyta; Magnoliopsida; Solanales; Solanaceae
Source: RefSeq, a predicted model, not a curated record